Pangasianodon hypophthalmus (striped catfish) is the source of this 893-nucleotide messenger RNA. RefSeq names its product MORN repeat containing 5 (gene morn5). The transcript is spliced from 6 exons. Lineage: Eukaryota; Metazoa; Chordata; Actinopteri; Siluriformes; Pangasiidae. The coding region runs from base 215 to 748 and encodes 177 amino acids. The record is from RefSeq and is a predicted model, not a curated record.
GACGAUGUGCUUUUCAGGGCUUGAAACAAAAAAUACUAUUUUAUUUUCAGUUAAUUUUUUUUCCAGAUAAAUUUUUUCAGUUUAGGUGAACAUUAAAGCUCCUUCUUCUUAGCGAGUUAAUUUGUAGAAAUUCUCUCACGCCUUUAAAGACUAAACAACGCUCCUGAUUGGCCAAGUGUUUCCAUGGAAACGGCAGUAUGUUUGUGUCGGCUCAAUGGAGUUUACAGGUAGCAGUUACAGUGGAACCUAUGAAAAUGGCAGGAUGGAGGGCAGAGGAGAGUACACACUCCCCACACACACCAGAUAUGAAGGGGAGAUGAAGGAUGGCAUGUUUCAUGGAAAAGGAGUCUUGCACUUUCCUAAUGGAGGGAAAUAUGAGGGACUCUGGGAAAAUGGGAUAUGCAAACAGGUUCCUGGUCGCUACACCUUCUCUGAUGGACUGGAGUAUGAGGAGAAAGACUGGGAUUACUGUGAUGGCUAUGAUCGACGUUUCUACACCGAGAGAUGUUACGGACUCAAACCUGCAGGAGAAUCUCAGCUGACUAACAGCCAUCCUCCUCCUGUCAUCCCCGAUGGCUGCUACGACUGCGGAGACGGAUUCUACGAUCCCAACACCAGAGUCGUCACGGAUUACGCAGGCAGCUUUCUCAGGAACGCUGAUGAUCACGAGCACCAGUGGAUCACACGGACGUGCCGGAAAGCCUGGGAUGAGUUUGUGGGAUGUAUUCCCGGGAACGGCACAAUGUGAAUUUGAAUAAAGUUUCCAAGCGGAGUCCUGGGGAAGCCUGAUCCACGUUUUGGAUCUAAUUUUUAUUUAUUUACAUUUUAAUGGCUUUACGAUGGUGGAGAUCAAAAUAAACCACAAUCAAAUUUGACUGGUGACUUUUUUUGUU